This is a messenger RNA of Asparagus officinalis (garden asparagus), 1815 nucleotides long. Its product is annotated as protein NUCLEAR FUSION DEFECTIVE 4-like. The transcript is spliced from 2 exons. Gene Ontology annotation, cellular component: membrane. NCBI's taxonomy places the organism in Eukaryota, Viridiplantae, Streptophyta, Magnoliopsida, Asparagales, Asparagaceae. Gene Ontology annotation, biological process: transmembrane transport. The coding region runs from base 70 to 1344 and encodes 424 amino acids. The record is from RefSeq and is a predicted model, not a curated record. Gene Ontology annotation, molecular function: transmembrane transporter activity.
UUGUGGGUUGCACUAUGCAUUGCUAAUAAUAGCAGUGCAUGGUUAGGCACAGGCGUCCUAGUUACCAACAUGAGGAACUUCCCUAUUAGCCGAGGUACGGUUGCUGGCAUCCUAAAGGGUUACAUCGGACUUAGUGCUGCAGUCUAUACGGAAAUUUAUACCGGAGUUCUCCACAAUUCAUCCGCAAAGCUCUUACUCUUUCUCACUCUCGGUCUACCAACUAUUUGUUUGAUGAUGAUGUUUUUUGUUAGACCAUGCACUCCAGCUUCAGAAGAAGACUCAUCAGAGCGAGGCCAUUUUCUCUUCACUCAAAUUCUAAGUGUCACUUUAGGUGUCUAUCUCCUUCUGACUACCAUAUUGAAUGAUACUCUCUCUCUGAAUGAUUCAAUUUCUUAUGCAUUUUUUGGUGUUAUGAUUCUAUUUCUACUUGCUCCCCUGGGAAUCCCGAUAAAGAUGACAUUGUAUCCUACAAAACCAAAAAGGAUUGAACCUUCAAGUUCACAUGAAGAAUUGUCACAAUUGGAUCAAGGCAAGACAGAACCGUUGCUUGGAAGCCUUCAGGAGACUCUAGAUGAAAAUGAUGUUGAUAUACUUUUAGCUGAAGGGGAGGGAGCAGUAAUACCGGGGAAAAAGAAGAGAAAACCAAAGAGGGGAGAGGAUUUUAACUUCAAGCAAGCCGUAGUUAAGGCUGAUUUCUGGUUGUUAUUCAUGGUUUACUUCCUUGGGGUGGGCUCAGGUGUUACUGUACUCAACAACCUCGCACAAGUUGGAAUUGCAGUAGGAGAAGAUGACACAACUUUGCUUUUGUGUCUCCUCAGCUUUUGUAAUUUUGCCGGGCGUCUUGGUGGAGGUGUUGUUUCAGAGUAUUUUGUCAGGUUGAGGAUGCUUCCACGUACCAUUUGGAUGAUCUUUGCACAAUUAAUUAUGAUAUUCGUUUAUCUUCUCUAUGCUUCAGCAUUAGAUGGUACACUCUAUGCCUCAACUGCACUACUUGGUAUCUGCUAUGGUGUUCAAUACUCGGUUAUGGUUCCAACUGCAUCAGAGUUAUUUGGACUAAAGCAUUUUGGGAAGAUAUAUAACUUUAUGAUUUUAGGAAAUCCCAUUGGGGCACUUUUGUUCUCGGGUCUUCUUGCAGGAUAUGUUUAUGAUAAGGAAGCAGCAAAACAACAUUCAGGGAGCUUUUGCUAUGGGCCUGAAUGCUUUAGGCUCACAUUCCUAGUUCUAUCCGGGGUCAAUGUUAUUGGAUGUGCAUUGGGCAUAAUUUUGACUGUUAGAAUAAGGCCAGUGUAUCAAAUGCUUUAUUCAAGUGGUUCUUUUAAGCUCCUGCGGACUUCAUUACAUUGAGAGUAAAAUUAUCGGCAAGGGACAUAUAUAUCAGAUUGCAUUAGAGAUUUGUUGUAUUACAUAGUGUUGUAUGUGUCAUUGAUAUUCACAUAUAUGAGGAAUCCUGCAUACUCUAUCGUGGAGAUCUGGAUCUAGUCAGUUGAACAACUCCUGAAAAAGAGGGAAAACAUUUGAUCAAGCCAUCAAAAUUUUUGGAAAUCUUGAAAGUUGAGGAGUUCUUUUAUCGUCAGUUUUUACGUUUUGAGAAUGUCAAUUUAAUGAGGGAUAUUUGUCAAGGAUGUGGAAGUUACGUCAAUUUAAUAAGGGGUAUUUGUCAAGGAUGUGGAAGUUGUGAAUUCAUAUGUUGUUGUAGCAGAUUUUAUUAUCAUAUAUCUUUAGUUUCUUGUUUCUAUAUUUGCCAUGCAAGUCUUAUUUCAUUCAGUUGUAUUAGACUAGUUGACGUGUAACAGACGAGGUUUGCAUAGUUUUUUC